AUGGCGUUUCCAGCUACAAUUGUCAUUCUUCCUUUAGGCACUCUUUUCAUUCUUUCCGGCCUCAUUGUUAACGUAAUUCAGGUUGUCGUCUAUGUCCUUUUUCGUCCAAUAUCAAGGUAUUAUUACAAAAAAAUAAACAAAGUUCUCACAGAAGUACUGUGGUUGGAGCUCGUAUGGUUAGUUGAUUGGUGGGCAGGCGUCAAGAUCGAACUAUACGCAGAUUCAGAAAAUUUUGAAAUAUUUGGUAAAGAAAAUGCACUUCUGAUCUGCAACCAUAGGAGUGAUAUUGAUUGGCUCAUUGGAUGGGUCUUAGCUCAGCGUGUGGGUUGCCUUGGUAGCACUGUAGCCAUUAUGAAGAAAGAAGUCAAAUACCUUCCUGUUCUAGGUUGGUCAAUGUGGUUUGCUGAUUUUUUAUUUCUGGAAAGAAAUUGGGCUAAAGAUGAACAAACAUUGAAGUCAGGUUUUAAGCAGCAAGUGCGCAAUCCAGUGCCUUUUUGGUUGGCUCUUUUUGUCGAAGGAACUCGCUUUACAAAGUCAAAACUUAUAGCAGCUCAAGAAUUUGCUACUUCAAGAGGGAUGCCUAUACCGAGAAAUGUUUUGGUUCCUCGUACUAAGGGUUUUGUCACGGCUGUAACACAAACGCGAACAUUCAUUCCAGUCAUAUAUGACUGCACAUUUAUGGUUUCAAAGAGUGAGCCUUCACCUACAAUGUUGAAAAUAUUUAAAGGCAUUCCUUCUACGGUGAAGGUUCAAGUUAAGCGUCACAAAAUGGAGGAACUUCCAGAAACAGCUGAUGGCAUUGCACAGUGGUGCAAAGACAUUUUUAUUGCCAAGGAUGCUUUACUGGAGAAAUAUAAUACUACAGACAUAUUCAGUGAACUCGAACUUCAAGAAACUCGCCGGCCUAAAAGUUCUAUAAUGGUUAUGCUAAGUUGGUCUUGUCUUCUUGGAUUCCUUCUUUACGAAUUCUUCAAGUGGUCUUCACUACUCUCCACAUGGCAAGGAAUUUUGUUUACAGUACUUUUCCUGGUAAUUGUAUCAGUUAUUAUGGAAAUGCUCAUUCAAUCAUCUCAAUCAGAAAGUUCUAAACCCGCCAAUUUACCUAUACAAGACCCUAUCAAGCAGAGGCUUCUUCAGACAUGA
This is a messenger RNA of Trifolium pratense (red clover), 1143 nucleotides long. Its product is annotated as 1-acyl-sn-glycerol-3-phosphate acyltransferase 3-like. Lineage: Eukaryota; Viridiplantae; Streptophyta; Magnoliopsida; Fabales; Fabaceae. Gene Ontology annotation, molecular function: 1-acylglycerol-3-phosphate O-acyltransferase activity. The record is from RefSeq and is a predicted model, not a curated record. Gene Ontology annotation, cellular component: endomembrane system. Bases 1 to 1143 code for a protein of 380 amino acids. The transcript has 11 exons.